AUGGUCUCUCAAGUUUCACCAAACAUCUUAGGAGUGAGAGAUUUAACUGGAGACAUCUAUAUACUUUAUACUGAUCUUAAUGAACUAGGAGUAUUUUGUGUUAUAGCAAAUGAUUUGUCAGAAAUUGCAAUACUGCAGAAUAUUGAAUAAAUCAACUCAAUCUAUAAUUCUAUGUUUAUUCAUUAGAGUUCAGAUCUUGUAUUAUUAAUGGGAACAUAAAUCACUUAAGAUCAAUAAUUUGCAAUCUUUGUUGUUGGAUUCAAUAAAGACUAGCCAAUUAUGUCUGGUAUAUAUAUAUAGUAUAAUGCAAGUACAUUAGUGAAUUACGACGCUAUUAUUCCUUAAAUGGAAGAAGGUCAAGACUAUAUUGUAGGAUGUUUAGAAAGUUAAGCUAAGAAUAAACCUCUACUAGGAAUGAUUAUUCAUUAGUAUUUUACUGAAAAUUUAAUGGUAAUAUACAGGAAACCGGCUGAAACUUUAAGAAGCUUUUAAUGUCUAGGUUUAAGUGUAGCAAAGAGAGAUGAUAUCUAGAUUGUCUAUAGCUCUGUAUUAGAAAAUGAAGUUAAAAUUAUAAUUGCUAAGAUAAAAAAAGAUCCUUUUGACAAAAUAACACCAUUUGAUAAUGCCAUCUACGAAUAUUUUAACAUUCAAAAACAUACUGUAAAUCCCAAAUACUUUAAGUAUAUUAGCAACGAUAUUAAUGACUUCUUUCAUCUUGGAAAUAUUUUUGCUACUGAUAAUCAAUAAAGAGCAUACUUUGCUUUACUUAAUAGCAAUACUUACUUUAGCAUCACUGGAAACUAAGACUAUGGAAUGAAUUAAAUUUACAAUUAUUUAUCAUAACAAUCCUCAUUUAGUGGGUCUGGUUUUUUUGUUAGCUAAGACCCAAUAUUAAGACCAAAAAUUUAAGAAAAUUAAACUAUUUUGCCCUAUUUAAGAAUAUGGUAAGAAUACCUAAUAAUUUGCCCUCAAUCAUUGAUUGCUAUCUGGGAACUUAAUGUUAAAUUUAUUUUUCAAGUUUUGUUUUUGCCAAUGAUUGCAGUCAAGGAAGCAUAAAAAGACAAUAUAUUGUUGAGAUCAUUAAUGAUGAUGAAGAAAUUGUAGGAUUUUUAAGAUUUUUCAAUUAAAGCUAAAAUGCAUUAAUGA
Stylonychia lemnae is the source of this 1146-nucleotide messenger RNA. NCBI's taxonomy places the organism in Eukaryota, Ciliophora, Spirotrichea, Sporadotrichida, Oxytrichidae. The record is from the annotation of a GenBank genome assembly.